CCUCCGCCGCACGCGCUCCUCCGCCGCCGCCGCCGCCGCGCACGCUCCUACACCGCCGCCGGACGGGUCGGAUCCAUGGCCCCUUCAUCGAGCGUCGGAUGCCUGGGAGGGGUAGCGGCGGUCACUGUGGCCGCUGGCGGGAUCCUCGAACAGGUGGCGAAGGCAAUUCUCUACAUCAUCAACCGCAGGGAGAUCGCCUGCCUGGAGUGUGGCAAGUUGAAGCAGCCCGAGAAGAUGCGGAGACACUUCGACAAGCAUCGUGCAAGGGAUGCGGACAAGUCAGAGGCCGAGAAGGCCGCACUGAAGGCCGAGUACGAUCGCAAGCUCGCCGAACAGCAGCUAAAGAUGGAAGAUCUCACCUCGUUCCUCGACUACCAGGCACGAUGCCAGAGAGACUGGUUUGAGCAGGCCAAGGCCAAGGAAAGGGACCAGAAGAAAGCUCUGGCUCUGGAGGAACACAUCAGCAACGCGGAAACAGGGAAGAGACGCUGCAAGGGGAGCAGGGGCCACCCAUACUGAGUGUGCCUAGGUAACUAUU
This is a messenger RNA of Triticum dicoccoides, 538 nucleotides long. RefSeq lists its product as uncharacterized. The record is from RefSeq and is a predicted model, not a curated record. Bases 76 to 519 code for a protein of 147 amino acids. NCBI's taxonomy places the organism in Eukaryota, Viridiplantae, Streptophyta, Magnoliopsida, Poales, Poaceae. The transcript has 3 exons.